Messenger RNA from [Torrubiella] hemipterigena, 2129 nucleotides. The record is from the annotation of a GenBank genome assembly. Lineage: Eukaryota; Fungi; Ascomycota; Sordariomycetes; Hypocreales; Clavicipitaceae.
GCCGUAAGCCAUAUCCGCAAACUCUUUGCUCGGCAAAUCACGAUCCACAUCAUCGUAUAGUGCCGUAUAUGCACCAGUCGGGUGCCGGCACAGAUGGAAUUGCGUAAGAGGCGUUCCUGAGCACGAGCGGUGGCCGUGUGUGCCGAUGUUAAAGCCGGACCCGCGUAUAAGUAAAAAGCUCUUUGGGUAUCCAUUAUAUCCGUUGUCGAUGUCGACUGUCGAUCAUUUGCGGCUAGAGCUGAACCUACCCAUGCACGAGCGGGAGACUAACUUGAUUAGGCAGUGCUAGGCGGUCAAGAAAAACGUGUGCUCCGAUAUGCUCCCCUAAAUUAGCGGCACCGGCAACCGGCUGUAGGCGGGAGAUGAAAGGCUUGGCACAUGCUGCAAUGCACACCAACACGCAAAACAAGGCUACCCGUAGGUGUAUUGGCUCGGUAUGUUUAUAAAAAAGCUUACCGGCAUAGUUUCGCAAAUCGCUACUGCAGAAUUCUCAGAUCCAUCCCUCAUCUCUGACCCUGCACCCUACAUCCAUGAAACUCUACUUCCAUGAGAGGCCGAAUGUUUGGUGGCGACAUGAAUACAAGCAAAGAGGUUUGCUCGCACAGCCCGCUUUCAUCCUACCCAUGCACUAGGACCAUGUACGGCACUGCGUCACAAACCACUAAGCAGGCCAUGCCUGCCGGCGGCUCAUUGUGAAUUUCAGCCUCACUAUGCCGUUAUCCGUGGAGUGGAUAUCUCGAUGAAACCGUCAGCAUGAAGCAAAACGCAUCGGAUGUUGUUGUUAGUGGAUCUCUUAGCUGAUGUGCAUGAGCCCUGGAUAGUAAGCUAUGCACCCAGCAGUGGCUAUGCCUAAUCCAGCGAAAUGACGAGCUGGUUUUGCCAAGAUAUCAAAAUACCGGGCGAUGCUGCACGGAACAGAGUCGCGGUCAUCGACUGAAGAUGUGCUCAACUCCAUAAGGGGUGACUCGUUAAACUGUCAUGCCGUAUUGCAUAGCGAUCUUCGUAUAAAGGCAUAUAUGAUGGGAAUGCAUCAGCAACUCUUCGGAGCUGCGGAUCCCACGGCAAGCCACCGACUCUCGUCUCUUUUUUUGUUUUCCUGUCGUCGUUUUCCGUCGUCACAAUGAAGCCAGCGAUUCUGUGUCUACAUGGUCGCGGUACAUCGGCCAUGAUCUUUGAGAUCCAGGCCAUGGCCGUCGUGCAACAGCUUGAAGAUGAUUUUGAUUUCAUCUUCGUUGAUGCACCAAACGAGAGCGAGCCUGGUCCCAACGUGUUGCCAAUCUUCGAGGACGAGGGUCCGUAUUACUCGUGGGCAAACCGGCCCGGUUCAGCCGACUAUCUCCGCAACGGCACAGGCCUGGAUGCUACCGUUGCUUUGCUGGACAAAGUUGAAACCACAUACCCGAAUCUUGUAGGCGUUCUUGCCUUUUCUCAGGGCGUUACCAUUGGCCUAGGGCUUCUCCUGCGUCAACAGCGCCGCCGCCAGAUGGGCCUCCCGUCCGUGGGAUACCGCUUUGGUGCAUUUGUUGGCGGUGUCGACAUCCCAACGCUGCAGGAGGGCGACGAGGUGGACUCGGGCGCCACUACGCCGACAAACAAAUUGGAAGGAUCGGCAGCCACCGAUAUCCUGAAGAUCCCGACGCUGCUGGGAACGGGAUCCACGGACACCAUGUCGCGCUCUUCAGUCGGGUUUCAGCAAUGGGCCUCGUCGCAAAAGGCUAUUGAGAGAUUUGAUUUCCAUGGAGGCCACGAGAUGCCCCGAGACAGACGGGAUUGGUCGCAUUUGGUCGAUUUCAUUUUGCAGUUUCAGUGACGUUGCGUGUGCAGUGGGAAAGUGAACAGCUGGCAGAGCACGCACCAAAUUUCAACCAGAGUAGUGCAAGCAGUGCAGUUGCUAAAACUUACACCUACAGGGUGGCCAGCGCUGUUGGAGGCUUAGCAAAGUGCAAAAAAGUACAGUGUUUUGAGAAAGGCAAAGAAAUGUUAAUGUUAAUAUUCCAGGUUUUGUUUUGUUUAUUUCUAAAUAUCAAAAUAUUUUUCAUCGCAUUUGAUCAACGCUGUCCGAUGUAACGCGAGGAAUACAAAAUACACCAUCAACGCGUUAGGUUUCAGGUACACGCACAUGGCUUUUC